GUAAGCGGGCCGAAGAAGAAUAGCGGUGCAACACAAAAAGGGCUCCCCUUGGAAACAUCACCCUGUUAUCCUUGAGAGUUCAAGUCCUUCUUUUCCUUCUUCUGAAAGGCAGACCAGGCCUUCCAGCUGCCUAGCCCAGCUUGAUCUACCAUCUGGAGCAAGAGGAAGACCCUUGGGUUCCGGAUCAGUCAGUCAUGAUGGAGAAGGAAGUUCUAUCAGAGCCUGAUUCAGAAUUUCCUGAUGUGAUCAUAAAGCUGGAAGAAGAGGAGGAGCCAUGGGUCCUGGAUCACCAGAGGUGUGAGGAUAGUCGAACCAUCCAAGGUACCAACUCAGGGUAUCCUAACGACGAAAAAGUUGAAAAAGAAAUUAUAGAAUUUUAUCGAUCCAAUCCACAUCUGUGGAAUCCAAGUCAUGUGGACUAUUACAAAAAGAACAGGAGGGAUUCCACAUUGACAGUGUUAAGAGACCUUUUAGCUUCUGAACAUGGUAUCAACAUCACUUGCCACGGACAUAUGAAAGAAGAAGACCAUCUUCCAUGGGAAAUCACUAAUGAAGUAAAAACAAAUAACAUAUCUUUGGGAACAGUCAACGGGAAUAUCUCUCAUCAUCCAAAGAAGGCAUUUGUUUCUGUGAAGGAAGGCAGAACAGAAAGGCAGCACAGAAAUCCCUCGGAGAAGCAAAUAGGAGAGACUUUAUCCUGCUUGGGGAAUGGAACUAAGAACACUAGGUUCCAAAUGAAAGACCGUAAACCUGGAAGAAUGCUUCCAAAAGGGAAGGAACUGUUCAGACACUUGGAUGGCGAGAAAAGAUCCGCUUGGAAAUAUUACCUGAUAACACACAGAAAACGCCAUCCAAGAGGUAAACUGUAUGCAUGUCUUGUCUGUGGGAAAAAAUUCUUUCGGAGGUCACAUCUUAUCAGACACGAGAUAAACCAUACAGGAGAGAAACCGUAUCCAUGUUCAGUCUGUGAGAAAAGCUUCAGUCAAAGAUCCCAUCUGAUUAGCCAUGAAAAGACCCAUACGGGUGAAAAGCCAUAUCAGUGCUCCAUCUGUGGCAAAAAAUUAAGCCGUAAAGCACUCCUUAUGAGACACAAAAGAAUUCAUACAGUGGAGAAACCCUAUAAGUGUUGUGUAUGUGGCAAAAGCUUCUGCCAGAGUUCAGACCUUAUUGCGCAUCAGAUCACCCACACAGGAAAGAAACCGCAUGUAUGCUCAGUCUGCGAGAAAGGCUUUUGUCGCAAAGCAAGCCUUGUUAGACAUGCGCAAACUCAUAUGAGAGAGAAACCAUGUUCAGUCUGUGGCAAGAUGUUCAGUCAGUGCUCUUGCAUUCUUCAGCAUGAGAGGAUUCAUACCGACGAGAUCCCAUAUACAUUCUCAGUCUGUGGGAAAAGUCUUCUGGGACACAAGGGGAUCCAUUCAGGGGGGAGACCAUAUACUUGCUCAAUCUGUGGGGAAAGCUUCAGCUGGAAAAGUUACCUGGCUGUCCACGAAAAGAGCCACAGUGAAGAAAGUUCCUACAUCUGUUCUGUUUGCGGGAAAAGCUUCGACCAAAGAUCCAGCCUGCUCAGCCACGAAAAAACUCACAUGCAGGAAAAGACCUACACGUGUUCCAUUUGCAGCAAAAGCUUUGUCCACAAAGUCAGCCUGGUUCGGCAUGAACGCGUCCACACAGGAGAGACGCCUUACAAAUGCUCUGUCUGCGGGAAAGGCUGCAGUGGGCGAACCAACCUGGUUUCCCAUGAAAGGACCCACACGGAAGAAAGGCCAUACCCUUGCUCCUUCUGUGGCAAAAGCUUCAAGCAGCGAUCUAACCUGACAAGCCACGAAAGGAUCCAUACGGGAGUAAUGCCUUUUGCAUGCUCCCUUUGUGGAAGAAGCUUUGGCUGCAAAGCAAACCUCCUUGGGCACAUGAGAACCCACACGGGGGAGAAGCCGUACGCAUGCCCCAUUUGUGGGAAAAGGUUUGGAAACAAAUCGCAAGUGGUGAUCCACGAGAGAAUCCACACAGGAGAGAAGCCCUACACUUGUUCGGUAUGCGGGAAGAGAUUCAAACACCGAACGAGCCACACCGAACACCAAAAAAUCCAUACGCAGGAGAAACCCUUCACGUGCUCCGUCUGUGGCCGACGGUUCAGUCGUAAGGAGCACUUGAUCAUCCACGGGAGGAUCCACACCGGAGAGAAGCCCUACUCGUGCUCCUUCUGCGAGAAGAGCUUCAAGCAGAAAGCAAGCCUUACCUCCCACGAGAGAAACCACACCGGAGAGAAACCUCACGUCUGUUCUGUCUGCAGUAAAAGUUUCAAUCGAAGAUCGAACCUUAUCUAUCACGAGAGAAUCCAUACGGGAGAAAAACCCCACCUGUGUACAGGCUGUGGGAAGAGUUUCAGGAGCAAAGCGUAUUUGAAAAGGCAUGAAAAAAUGCACCUGAGAUAAAGAACGAACGUGAAAAAUGAUCUGUGAACUUGCAGUGAAAGUUAUGGUCAAGAGAAGAUGAAACACUCUUUCUAAAAGGGUCAUUAUAGGUUGCUGUGAGUUUUUUUGGUCUGUAUGGCCAGAAACCUUUAAAGCCCUGUAUGGUUGUGGCCCAGGGUUGGUGGUUUAGCACAGCUGGUAAAUCAUCAGCAAUUAUAAGAUCUAUCAACCAAAAGGUUGCAAGUUC
Molecule: messenger RNA, 2658 nt
Organism: Anolis sagrei ordinatus
Lineage: Eukaryota; Metazoa; Chordata; Lepidosauria; Squamata; Anolidae
Product: zinc finger protein 271-like
Biological process (GO): regulation of transcription by RNA polymerase II
Molecular function (GO): RNA polymerase II cis-regulatory region sequence-specific DNA binding; DNA-binding transcription factor activity, RNA polymerase II-specific
Source: RefSeq, a predicted model, not a curated record